Aedes albopictus (Asian tiger mosquito) is the source of this 1753-nucleotide messenger RNA. It is a transcript of the gene Su(fu), whose product is annotated as suppressor of fused homolog. Bases 193 to 1557 code for a protein of 454 amino acids. The record is from RefSeq and is a predicted model, not a curated record. Gene Ontology annotation, molecular function: transcription factor binding. Gene Ontology annotation, cellular component: cytoplasm; nucleus. NCBI's taxonomy places the organism in Eukaryota, Metazoa, Arthropoda, Insecta, Diptera, Culicidae. The transcript is spliced from 2 exons.
AAGAACUAAAAAUUCCUUCGGAAGCCAUAAAAGACUGCCUGCUGGUUUGGAUCGUCUGUUUACACCCCCUCUUCUUCUCCAGUAGUGUUUGUUUCUCCAUUUUUUGUUUGUUCGAAGCCAUUUCUCUGGUGUUCGAUUAAUCUAGUUUUAAAACAUAUAACAACUGCCUGGCGGUAAGAUUCAAAUCCGGUCAUGGCAUCCAGUACGAAUAAGGAUAACAAAGAUGACUCGCUUAAGCGUCGAAUGGUGCCUCGAGGCCUGCAGAAACUCAUUGAUCAAUGUUUGAAAAUUUAUCCCGAUCAGGAGAAUCCGCUUCAGGUUACAACCCGGCUGAAGUACUGGCUUGGUGGUCAAGACCCGCUGGAUUACAUCAGUAUGUACCACAAUGCGGGCGAUCCAGAUAAGAACAUUCCGCCACAUUGGCAUUACAUCAGUUUUGGGUUGUCCGAUCUGCACGGAGAUGGACGAGUUCACCUGCCGGAUACCAUCGGCGGACUGGAACCUCGAUCUGGGAUGGGUUUCGAGUUGACAUUCCGUUUGAUCAAACCUCCCAAUUGCACCGACGAAAAGCCACCUACUUGGCCAGCCAAUCUCCUGCAAGCACUGGCCAAAUAUGUGUUCCAGUCAGGGAACAGACUUUGCGCCGGAGAUAAUAUACCUUGGCGUCGGUCGCUGGACGCUAAAACGUCCAGUAUUCAACACAUGCUGAUCGCGGAGGAUCCUCAGAUGCCGCGGACAGAGACCCCUUUCGGAUGGGUGGAUUUCCUACAGAUUGUUGGCGUAACGAACGAAGAGCUGGAGCAAGCUUCGCGUUGGAAUGGGAAAGGCGUUCUGAACCUACUUCAAAAAGACUCGACCACCGGAGGUGAGUGGCUGAUCACCGACAUGACACGAUCCAAGAGCGUUUUCGAACUCUUCCCGGAAACUCUCCGCCAGCUGGAAAUCGAUCUCGAGAAGGAAGGUUCUGACCUUGCUGGCGUAAACGCGGACUUCACCUUCAAAGAACUGCCCAAGAUGGUCACCAUCAAAAAGGAAAUCCUCGAUCCCGAAGAGGAAAUCACCAAAAGCAUUUCGUCGUGCAACAUCGAGAUCAAACAAGAGUUCAACGAUGGACUGGAACAUUCCGGAUCGUCCGAUAUGGUUAACCCCUUCCAUCACUCCCAAGUCCCGUCCAGGGUUUCCCCUCUGAAUGGCAUAGAACUCACUCUGGCCCCGUACGCGGCCAAGUUCCUCGUCCUGGCCAUAAAAGACAGAAUACGCCACGGUCGCCAUUUCACCUUCAAGGCGCAAAACAUGGCCGUCACGUUUGUGGCCGAGUCGGUUACCGGGGCCAUCGUGAACCGGGAAACCCCCUACGGAGUCCUGGGAUAUUGGGUGCAAAUCCUGAUUCCGAAUUCACUCAUCCCAAAGAUGCUGGAUGCGUUUGGAGAUUUGAACAAAAGUUCGGACAAUCUGAAAAUCCCGCUUACCUAUGAAUGGUCGGAGCACAAUUUGAAGUUCAUCAUCGACAAUCCACCGCCGGAGUUGCUUAACCAACAGGGGCCGAUUUUGGCGUAGCUAUUACAAUACUAGAGAAGCAAGCUAAUAUACCAAUGGAACUAUUGUUCCAUUUUUUACGCCUUAUAUUGAACAAUUCUCUUCCUAUUUUCUUAAGUAUUUUACCUAUACUGAUCUUGCAAGAAUGACUUAGUUUUAGUUAGAUAGAAUCUCAAGUGCCUCAAACCCGAUUCAAUAAAAGAAUUGAACUAGGAAA